AUGGACAUUAGAGAAUACUUUGCAAGGAUUGGCUAUAAUCAUUGCAAUGAGAAGCUGGACUUGGAGACAUUAACUGAAGUGAUGUGGCAUCAUAUUCAAGCUGUGCCCUUUGAAAACUUGGACAUUCACUGUGGAAUACCCAUAGAGCUGAAUUUAGAGGCCACAUAUAACAAAAUAGUGAGGAGGAAGAGAGGCGGGUGGUGUCUAGAAGGAAAUCACCUUCUCUUUUGGGUCUUGACCACAAUGGGGUAUGAGACCACAAUUUUAGGGGGAUAUGUUUACAAUCCCUUAAAAAGGCAGUAUAGCACUAUGACUCAUCUGCUCCUAAAAGUUACAAUAGGUGAGAAAGCCUAUAUAGUGGAUGGGGCAUUUGGCCGUUCUCACCAAAUAUGGCAGCCAAUGGAACUGGUUUCUGGAAAGGAUCAACCUCAGACCUCUUGCAUCUUUCGAUUAAAAGAAGAGAAUGGAAUCUGGUACUUGGAUCAAAUAAGACGGAAACAAUUCAUUCCAAACUCAGAAUUUCAUAACUCUGAUCUCUUAGAAAAAAAUGAAUUCCAUCAUCUCUACUCUUUUACUCUUCAGCCACGAACAACAGAAGAAUUUAUGUCUGCAAAUACCUUCCUUCAGAAUUCCCCCCAGUCUGUGUUUACAAGUAAGUCUUUCUGUUCUCUGCAGACAGUAGAUGGAGUUUACUGUUUAGUUGGCUGGAUUCUUACUCACAGAAGAUUCAAUUACAAGGAAAACAUGGAUUUGGUAGAGUUUAAGAUUCUGAAGGAUGAAGAUAUUGAGAAGAGCCUGAAGGACAUAUUCAAUAUUUCCCUUGACAAAAGGCUUGUCCCAAAGCAUGGUGACAAAUCUUUUACCAUUUAGUAAGAGAAAAUACAGUAGCACCUGGGGUGAUGAAAUAGGUGCACCAUGACAAUGAAAUUUUCAAAACAUGAUUUUAUUGAUAAAUUUUGUAUAUUUUGUUUUGAGGUAAAAAAAAAUGCUUUACAACAACAA
Gracilinanus agilis (Agile Gracile Mouse Opossum) is the source of this 1002-nucleotide messenger RNA. Its product is annotated as arylamine N-acetyltransferase 1-like. NCBI's taxonomy places the organism in Eukaryota, Metazoa, Chordata, Mammalia, Didelphimorphia, Didelphidae. The transcript has a single exon. Gene Ontology annotation, molecular function: acetyltransferase activity. The record is from RefSeq and is a predicted model, not a curated record. The coding region runs from base 1 to 870 and encodes 289 amino acids.